This is a messenger RNA of Stomoxys calcitrans (stable fly), 3604 nucleotides long. RefSeq names its product protein phosphatase 1H. NCBI's taxonomy places the organism in Eukaryota, Metazoa, Arthropoda, Insecta, Diptera, Muscidae. Bases 660 to 2672 code for a protein of 670 amino acids. Gene Ontology annotation, biological process: protein dephosphorylation. The transcript is spliced from 3 exons. The record is from RefSeq and is a predicted model, not a curated record. Gene Ontology annotation, molecular function: cation binding; protein serine/threonine phosphatase activity.
AAUGUCAACCAACUGAGUUCUCAGUUGUACAUUGGGGAUCCGAGCAAAUGAGUUUUUAACAUUAAUUAAAACCAGAAAAAAUCAGUUUAUAGAACAUAUUUAAAUCAAAACUAAACAAAAUAUCGUGUAACAAAUACAUCAUUUACAGUUUUCCAAGACAAUAGUACAUGCAUGGGUUAGAUUAGCCUCAAUGGUUGGAUUUUUUUUGAGGAAAUAAUGUAGUAGUGCGAGCUAAGCCAAAACAGGGAAGACAAAAAUUCUUUGCGGACUCCCAGUGGCGGUGAUACACUUCACUUCUAUGGCAAAACAAUAAAGUAAAUAUUGAAAAAGUGUUUACGUGGCUUUCCUUUUGAGAAGGGAAAAAAGAAAUAAAAUAGAUAAAAAUCUUUUUUCGAGGUGGCUGACUAAAACCCGACAACAACAACAAUAAUAGCAGCAAGAACGAAGUGGCAAUAGUGCAAAGGCUAAUCCUCCCCCCCCGACGACAGGUCUUGUCUUUGUACAUUGAGUGUUGUCUAUGUCUAUGUCGUAGUCAAGCAAUAGCAAGCAAGCACUCACACUACGUCAUCCCAACUCACACACAUGCGUGUCAUCCGAUUGUAGCUUGAGUUUUUGGGAACACUGCAACUGCAGAGGAGCGGCUAACUACAACCAAAAAUAUGUUUGCCAAUAUUAAGAGCCGUUUCUUGGCCACUGUCAUUGCCCCUGACCUACCAGCCCUGCCUUCGUCGAGCCAUGAGCAUUUGAUUCGAGGCAGUGCAGCCUAUCACCAACGUAUGCUGCACCAACAACAACUUCAGGAUAAAUUUGCAUAUGCACGUCCCCCUUUUUUGCAAUUGCUGACGGCUGAUGAAUUGAAAGCUUCGGCCGAUCACAAUGUGCGUCCCAUUAUUGUGCCCAGGGAUAUCAAUAUGCUGCCUUGGGGCACCGGCUAUGCCGAAUGUGUAAAUUCGGGAAAAUCCGAAUGGAAUGAAGAUCAAGGGGCAUUCUGUCGUCAGAUUCUAUCGGAUCCCACUCAUCAAUAUCCCGAUUUGCCGUAUACAUAUUUCGGUAUAUUCGAUGGCCAUGCUGGUUAUGGUGCAGCCUUAGCGGCCUCACAUCAGUUUCAUCAUAUACUACAUGAGAAAUUGGUGGAUUGUAUUGAACUACUACUGCCCCGGGAGGGCAUGGAAGAUGCCAAGGUUAAUGUUGCCACACAAUCGGUUAAUUCAUUUCCACACCCCAGUCAUUUUCAAAGAAUUGUCUCCAAAGAUGAGCUCAUAAUGGGCGCUUUAGAGAGUGCCUUUGUACACAUGGACUCAUUGAUAGCCCAGGAUCGUGAUCGUUAUCGUGACGCAGGUGGUUGCACAGCCUGUGUGUCGCUCUUCAUCAAUGGCAAGAUGUAUGUGGCCAAUGCCGGUGAUAGUAGGGCAGUUUUGUGCCAGCGCAAAGUUCUAUCCAAAGAGGAAUUGCCCGCCACCACGGAUGGUUCAGAGGGUGCAUUCCCAGUGCCCUUCUCAUUCGAUCACACACCGGAAACAGAGAGGACACGCUUGUUGGGUGUGGCUCAAUAUAAGCCCCAUUUAAUGGGUAAAUUCUAUACUGCCAUGGAGUAUGCCAAACGACCGCAUGAACGUGAUUUGGGUCAACGCAUACUCUGCCGUCAGGGCACAAUGAAAGGCUGGACGUAUAAAACGUUGACGCGAGAAGAUCUUAAAAUGCCCGUUGUAACGGGUGAGGGUAAACGUUCAAGGCUAUUGGGCACAUUGGGUGUUACCCGAGGAUUUGGUGAUCAUGAUUUGUUGGCCAUAGCCACGGGCACACUAAUUAAACCAUUCCUGACCGCUCAACCGGAAGUUAUGUAUAGAGAUCUCACAAAAAUUGUAACCAUUCCAGAGGAACAAAAUGAAGAUGGUGACUAUGGUAUUCUUGUUAUGGCCACAGAUGGUUUAUGGGAUGUUUCCGAAAAUGAAGCAGUAGCACGUACCGUUUUCCAAACGCUACACAAAUAUCCCACAGAGAAACAUCGCUACACUAUGGUGGCUCAAGAGUUGGUGGCCAAGGCUAGGGGUAAAAUCAAUGAAUAUGGACACUGGAGAUUGGCGGAUAGUAAAGCGGCAGCCACUGUCGAUGACAUCUCAGUGAUUGUGAUACCAGUUCACCAGUAUUAUAAGGAACACAUAGAAUGGGAACAGAAAUGUUUGCGUGAAUAUCGUGAACGCCUGGAGCGUGAGAGAGCAGCACAAGCGGUAGAAGCUAAAGAGGAAGUCACAAAUGAGCUGCAGCAAUACCAACAGCAAUUAACCAAAAGUUUGGUCAAUGGCAUGCAAGAAAUGGAAAUGGCUCAAGUGGAAAUCGAGCCUGUACUUAAUGUGGACGAUGACGAAGUAGAAGUUAAACCUGCAAUAAAAGCCAUGGGCGAAAUGAAAAUCGAAGAGAAAUCUCCUUUGCAAGCCUUCAUAGAAAAUGAAAAGCAAAGCACCGAAUCCAAUGAGAAAUCGAAAGAUUCAGACUCUAGUUCUAAAGUUGACAAGGAGCUAGAAGAUAAAGAAGAACAGUCUCAGGCGGAAGAGAAGAAGGACGAUAAAAGUUCUUUGGAAACUACAACUACAGAACAAAUAGAUUCCACGUCCGAGAAGACAUCGCCAUCCAAAUCGAAACAGCGUAAAAAUCAACGUAAAGAUAAGCGUUAAACAAGAGUAGAAGACAUUAUCAGUUUCUAAUUAGAAAUUAUUCAUAAAUAAUUAGCAGUAGAGAAAACAACAAAAACAAAUAAAAGUGACGAUAAAAAAAGUUUAAGCGCCCAUAAAAAAAAGCCAAACAAAGUGGCAGGCAUACAAUCCAUGAAUUGUGAAUGCUGUUUCAUUUUCUAUGUACAUUUAUUUUUCCUAUAUAUUUUCUUAAUUAUUUUUAGUCAUAUAAAAUUAUUCUCGUAUAUAUAUUUUUUUAGCAUACUUAGCAUAUUUAUGACUUGACAGACUUCUUGACUUUCCAUGAUAAAAGCUAAAAAAUAGAACAAUUUCAAUGCCUAUUUAUUUUUUUAUUCUAAUAUAGUAAAGCGCCAAAACCCUCUCAACGACCACAUUUUAAGAACUAAUAGCAGAAAUUGCCAAACACAAAUUGUAAAACCCAGAGACUUUUAAGAGCUCUACGAUGUUCUUUUUUAGAUUUAUUUCAUUUAUUUAUUUGACUUGACAUUCUGUAAAAUAUUUAACUAUCUAUCCAUCUAUCUAGCUAUGCUUUUACCACCACACAAACAUUUAUUAAACAAUUAUUAUCAAAUCAAUAAGAAGAAGAGAAACAAAAACAAAAAUGUAGAGAUAAAAAGUUAAUGAAUACAAUAUAAUAAACAGAUGAUAAUAAGAAACUUUUGAGUGAAUAUUUUUCGUCGUUAUUUAUCUCACACAACCAACCUACAACCCAAAAAAAAACACACACACACAACAAUUCGAAUUGUAACAAAAAUCAAUUAAAAAUUUUGCAAUAAUUAUAAAAAACCAACAAAUUUUUGGAAAUUAAAAAAAAAUUGAAAUAAAAUUAAAAUAUAAAAUGCAUAAAUAUUUACAAAUUCUAAUAUCUUAUAUUGUUUAUACCAUAAAUAAACCCGAAGAACUUAGUUUUAAUA